Molecule: messenger RNA, 661 nt
Organism: Oncorhynchus mykiss (rainbow trout)
Lineage: Eukaryota; Metazoa; Chordata; Actinopteri; Salmoniformes; Salmonidae
Source: RefSeq, a predicted model, not a curated record
CGAACGCAAGUACUCUAUGGUCUCUGUGGGCGUCUGUGAGGUCUCCAACGCUGCAGCUGGAGCCUCAGCCACCUGCUCCUCUUCUUCCUCCACUGAAACCCCCCUGGGCAGGUUCCUGGACCGCCUGCUGGUCCUGCUGGUAUGUGGUCAUGAGAGGGUGGGUCUACACGUCCGCACCAACGUCAAGGAGCUGCUGGGGCUGGAGCUCAGCCCGGUCCUGUACCACAUGCUCUUCAACAAGCUAAGGAACAGCAUCGGACGCUUCUUCGACACACAGGGGCCGGUCCCCAUCAAUGACACUAACACACAGUUUGUGGAGCAGACCAUUGCCAUCAUGAAGAACCUACUGGAUAACCAUGCUGAGGGCAGCUCAGAGCACCUUGGACAGGCCAGCAUAGAGACCAUGAUGCUCAACCUGGUCAGGUACGUGCGUGUCUUAGGCAACACGUUGCAUGCCAUCCAGAUGAAAACCAAGCUGUGCCAGCUGGUGGAGGUGAUGAUGGAGAGACGAGACGACCUGUCCUUCUGCCAGGAGAUGAAGUUCAGGUGAGCGACAGAGACGGCACUCCCUCCUGGACAGACCUAAACUCUAGUUUAACGCUAGCCAAACUAGCUAAACGCUACUUAAAGCUUCAGUCAGCAGUUCAAACAAUUAAAAAAA